GAGGUGCUUAGCUCCUAGAGGCACAGAGAGCGCCGAGAGAAGCAAGAUGGCGGACGUGUUGGAUCUUCACGAGGCGGGGGGCGAGGAUUUCGCCAUGGAUGAGGAUGGGGACGAAAGCAUCCACAAACUAAAAGAAAAAGCGAAGAAACGGAAGGGCCGCGGCUUUGGCUCGGAAGAGGGGUCCCGAGCGCGGAUGCGGGAGGAUUAUGACAGUGUGGAGCAAGACGGCGAUGAACCAGGACCACAGCGCUCUGUUGAAGGUUGGAUUCUCUUUGUCACUGGAGUCCACGAAGAAGCCACUGAAGAAGAUAUCCAUGACAAAUUCGCUGAAUAUGGGGAAAUAAAAAAUAUCCAUCUUAAUUUGGACAGGCGCACAGGAUACUUGAAGGGGUAUACUCUAGUUGAAUAUGAAACAUACAAAGAGGCUCAGGCUGCCAUGGAGGGACUAAAUGGUCAAGAUUUGAUGGGACAGCCAAUCAGUGUCGACUGGUGUUUUGUUCGUGGUCCACCGAAGGGCAAGAGGAGAGGAGGCCGAAGACGAAGCAGGAGUCCAGACCGGAGACGCCGUUGAUAAAUCCUCUGACUGGGUGGUCUCUCUACAAGUCCAUUUGGUUAUGCUGCCUUGGAUAAACAGGGCUAGGGCAGACCUUGUGUUUAUAUUUAAUUUCUUACCCUAUCUACUUGGCAUUGCUUUUGAGUUUUAGAAAAAAUAAAUGUUCCAUUUUGUUUUCUA
This is a messenger RNA of Mus pahari (shrew mouse), 733 nucleotides long. It is a transcript of the gene Rbm8a, whose product is annotated as RNA binding motif protein 8A. Gene Ontology annotation, molecular function: mRNA binding. The record is from RefSeq and is a predicted model, not a curated record. Gene Ontology annotation, cellular component: cytoplasm; exon-exon junction complex; nucleus. Bases 47 to 571 code for a protein of 174 amino acids. Gene Ontology annotation, biological process: RNA splicing. Lineage: Eukaryota; Metazoa; Chordata; Mammalia; Rodentia; Muridae. The transcript is spliced from 6 exons.